Spodoptera littoralis (African cotton leafworm) is the source of this 6945-nucleotide messenger RNA. The record is from the annotation of a GenBank genome assembly. Lineage: Eukaryota; Metazoa; Arthropoda; Insecta; Lepidoptera; Noctuidae.
AUGGCCGAGCAACACAUCACACCGUCGUCGCACUCUGCACUCACGAGAGAGUCCAGCGGGUCUUCUCCUAGCAGGGUGGUGGGCGGUCGGUGGUUGCGUCAGGUGCGUCGAACGAGCCACAGCCGUCGGAGCAGACGUAACGUGACGUCACCCCUGCCGCGCUCCACCAGCCGACACUCGUCCAGCCGCGUGUCUGACGCGGAGCCCCACACUCACGUCGAGCUGCGCAGAAGCUCACGCCUCAUUAACACUCUGCCCAGGUCUGACUAUUCUAUAACAGAACGCUGGUCCUACGGCACAGACGUAUACGAGACACGCUGUGAUAGAACCGAAUUCAAGGGCGGUGACGCCCACAAAUCCAGCGUUCACCCAAAACGCGGACGGACUUCCUCGCAUGACAGGAAAAAACGUAAGACUAUAUCGAACAACAGUGCAGAGGAGUGCGUCGCAUAUUGCACACGCUCACGGACUGCUCUUAAAUCCAGCGAGAGUGCUUGUGAGCAAAUUCCGAAUAAUUUAAAACCCAAUACAUUAACACAACAACCACUGAAUCAGAACGCUACAGCCACUUCUACUCAGCCUAAUCAAUCGGAGGGCGGUUUGCUGCCUCUGGACGAAAGAGAUUUUGCAUAUUCUCCAUACAGCUCGUCUACUGUCACAGAGUUACUAGACUCAGAUUAUUCUGUAUACAGUCCGACUGCUAGUCGACGAAAAGGGAAGAAGAGGAAGCGAUCAGCUCAUCGCUCUCUGUCAAGCAGGAAAAGCAGCUGUUUGCUCAACGUAGAAGAGUGCCGAAAGAAAUUUAAAAUAGAUUCGCACAGCAAAGACGAGACAGAUACCAGCAGUACUGGAAGGUCAUCGAAACACGAACUCGACAAGGCCGACCUACCUUCUGCUACUUCGUGCACGUAUCUGCUCCGCAACAGAAACAGCCAUCUUGGGCCUCCAACUUCGACUGUCAUUAGUGACCAAUCAGCCAACCCGACCAGCGACGCUGUACAGAAUCAAACACAAGCGGGCCGCAAUAGUAGCGCCUCCGAGAGCAUCGUCAGCCUGCCCAGCGCGCCCAGUACCCCGCCGCUACCAGACAAAGAUAUCCAAGAGGCAAGUUCGUCCAAAGCACACAGCUCGGCGAGCAAAUUAUUAAUAGUACCGCGAGAUCUUCCUUAUUUGCGUCAAACUAACGCGCGCAGGAGCAUCGCAGCUGCGACGGGGGCGACCCUGGGUGCUUGCCUGACGAGGGGAGCCAGCACUUCGCAGCGUCAGCGACAAGACACUGCGUCUAAGCGACAGGUAUCUGGUAGCGAGGGCGCAGGCAGCAGCGCGGCAAGCGGACGGCGAGCGCGGGCUCGCGACAUGCCGCAGCCGCAGCCAGCGUCCACGCGUCGAGACAAACGAGGCAAAAGCAGUCUGGGUUCGUGCGCCAGUACUGGUGGUGCGUCCAGCCGGUCUCACCCCCAGCCAUUAACCACGGGUGCUGUGGCAUCCACAUCUUCCACUCCGCCGGCUUCAGCGUCAGCAUCCAUGCCUGACAACGCAGCUAGCGAGGCUAAGCCUAAGGGCAAAGCGUCGUCAUCGUCGGAAGAAUGCGCCGGCGGCGGCGGGGGUGGUAGUGGCGUGGGAGGCAGUGGGUCUGGCGGUGCGGGCGCGGAGGAGUCCUCCUCCGAGGAGGGCGAGGUCGGCCGUCUACAGGCGCUGCUAGAGGCGCGCGGUCUGCCGCCGCAUCUGCUCGGAGCCCUGGGCCCGCGCAUGCAGCAUCUGCUGCAUAGGACUGUCACUGCCAACUCCGCUGCAUCCAAAGCGGCACAACUACUGGCUGGUCUGCAAGCGACCGGUGAUGAAGGCCAGCAGUUGCAGGCGGUGAUCGAGAUGUGUCAGUUGCUGGUGAUGGGCAACGAGGACACGCUGGCCGGCUUCCCCGUCAGACAGGUCGUGCCCGCGCUCGUCAAUCUGCUCGCUGCUGAACACAACUUUGAUAUGAUGAACCACGCGUGUCGUGCCCUGACGUACAUGUUAGAGGCGCUGCCCCGCAGUAGUGGCGCGGUGGCGCUGGCCGUGCCGGCCUUCCUCGACAAGUUGCAGGCCAUCACCUGCAUGGACGUGGCUGAGCAGAGCCUUACCGCGCUCGACAUGCUCUCCCGACGACACUCCAAGGCUAUAUUACAAGCACGCGGCGUGUCAGCUUGCCUGACUUACUUGGACUUUUUCUCCAUCAACGCACAGCGCGCCGCCCUCUCCAUUACAGCCAACUGCUGUCAGAACCUCACUCCCGAUGAGUUCCACCUAGUUAGGGACUCUCUACAAUUAUUGGCUAAUAGACUUACCCAACAAGACAAGAAAUCCGUAGAAUGCGUGUGCCUUGCGUUCUCGCGUCUCGUGGACAGUUUCCAAAACGACCCGGCUCGCCUUCAGGAAAUCGCUACUCCAGAACUACUGACUAAUUUACAACAACUGUUGGUGGUGCAGCCCCCGCUGAUCUCCGGCGCGACGUUCAUCACAGUGCUGCGCCUGCUGUGGGUCAUGUGUGCCGCGUGCCCCCAGCUGGCGCUGGCCUUGCACCAGCGCUCCAUCGCAGACACUCUGCUCUGUCUGCUCACUGGCUCCACGCUGCAGCAGGAGCAAGUUGAAUUAAUCCCGCGUCUCCCGCAAGAGUUGUACGAGAUUACAUGCCUGAUAGGCGAACUGAUGCCCCGUCUGCCGACUGACGGCAUCUUUUCCGUGGACUCGCAUCUAGACAAACCCUGGUCCGCCUCUAGCGUUGACCGCUCUGUGAACUGGCAGUGGAGGGAUGAUAGAGGAGUAUGGCGGUCGUACUCGUGGGCAGAGAGCCGUGCCCUGGAGGCGGGCGCGCUGGCGGGCGAGGAGGAGGUGUGCCUGACGACGCUGGGCCGCUCCUACACCGUGGACCUCACGGCCAUGCAGCAGCUCAACGACCACACCGGCACCGCGCGCCCCGUGCAGCGCAUGGCGCCCCACCCGCUGCCCAGUGACCUCCCAGGGUCCUCCUCCCACGCACCCGCUCCAGAUCCUCGUAUCGCGAUGGUGCGCUCAAACCCGGGACUGGCUCGUGCCUUACUGGCCGUACUACAUGAAGUAUACUGGAGCUCCGCCGGCCCGGCCGUGCGCUCGCAAGCGCUCAAAGCUAUACUGCGCUGCGUCUACUACGCUGACGCACCAUUGCUCAGACAAGUGCUCAAGAUGCAGGUGAUAUCGUCCCACAUCGCGGGCAUGAUGGCGUCGAGCGACCUGCGCAUCGUGGUGGGGUCGCUGCAGUUGGCGGAGAUCCUGAUGCAGCGGCUGCCGGAGGAGAUGGGCGUGCAGUUCCGGCGCGAGGGCGUGCUGCACCAGGUGGCGCAGCUGGCCGACCCCGAGCCGGGGACCUUCAUGACCAUGUCCCCGCUCCCGCGCCAGCCCCCGCAUAAGUCGCCGGGUGGCGGCAGCGUCCGCUCCAGUGGCGGCUCGUCCCCGCCCGCCUCCACGUCGGCCACGUCCCUCGAACAUCAAAACAAUCUGUCUCUGGCGUUUUCCGCCUCAGGAUCAUUCGUAGCCAGUACUAUGCCCACUGGUAGCGACGGAAGUGGUUCCGAGCCUGGACAAGCCUCAGCGUCCACACACACCCAGAUGUCAGCCACUUCAGUGCACAGGUCGAGCAGUCCCCUGCAGUUGGCGGAGAUGUUGAAGCGCAAGCGCGCAUUGAAGCGGUCGGGCGGCGCCGGCACUCGGCACGCGCGGCGCCGCGACGAGCCCGCGCCCGCGCACGCCGCGCACCUCGCGCACCCGCAGCACGCGCACCACGCCGCGCACGCCGCGCAGCCGCACGGUUCGGGCGUGUCAUCCGGCGCUCGGUCGGCGACGCGAGUGGGUGGCACGUCUAAGACGUCCUCGUUCCUGUCCUCGCUGAACCCGUCCCGCUGGGGACGCUCCCCCCACACACACAAGGACACCGGCCUGCUCGCCUCGCCACAUACUUCCACUAAUCUCACUGGCCAAAACAAAGAGAAGGUGCGGUCGUGGAUCCAGUGGACGGCGGCGCGCGUGGUGGCGUCGUGGGGCGCGCUGGGCGGCGGCGGCGGCGCGCUGGAGCAGCUGGCGGCGCUGGCCGCCGCGCUGCCGCACCACCAGCACGCGCGCGCCGCGCUCGCCACGCUGCGCGACACCCUGCUGCACCACGACGUCUCGCCCUUCGAGGUGAAUCAUUCCGGAGUAUUGGGAGCUCUGCUACAGUUCCUAACAGGCGGGGAUACCGACGGAGAACAGAGCGAGUCGCGAGACGGUGAUGGGGAAGGUCGCGAGGACAAUGUCGCCGCCGCCGAGGACCGCCUACGACUGUUCCUGCACGUGUUCGCUGAUAUGCCACUGACCAUUGACGCGGAGUGGGCGGCGGGCGUGGGCGCGCUGGGCGCGGUGGGCGCGGGCAGCAGCGCGGAGGGCGGCGCGGGCGGCGGCGCGGCGCUGUGCGCGCUGGUGGGCAAGGUCAACGCCUGCGUGUCGCAGCUGGAGCAGUUCCCCGUGCGCGUGCACGACCUGCCCGCGCGCCCCGCCACCUCCGCGCUCAAGUUCUUCAACACGCACCAGCUCAUGUGUGAUCUCAAACGCCACCCGACUUGCACAAAUCUCAAGCAAUGGAAGGGUGGCAUAGUGCGGAUUGAUCCGCUAGCUUUAGUUCAAGCCAUUGAAAGAUAUUUAGCUCAGCGAGGCUACGCCAGUGGGCGCACGAACUCAGACUCUGGCGGUAAUGCGCACUCGGACGAUGACGCCGCUUCCGACGAUGACGUCGACGACUCUCUCGCAACACCUCCAAACAAUCCUGAGUCCGAACAUAAACUAGAGUUCUUGAUCGACGACACGGUGUUGCCUUACAACAUGACUGUGUACCAAGCAGUGAGGCAGUAUUCGGAUAUUGCUGACCCCGACGAUACUGAAACUCCGGCCCCUAACGCGGGUAUUUGGGUCGAUACGCACACGAUAUAUUACCGCGCCGUAGAGGCAGGUGAACAAACUCGCACUGAUAAUUCCGCUUCACGUAAAGGAAAGGGCCAGCCCACUAAACUGUCAUCUAGACGUAAACCUGAUCUCUUGUGGAAUGAGGGCGUGGUCCCGGCGCGCGUGUCCCCGCUGGUGGUGAUGGUGCGCGGCGCGGCGCUGUGCGGCGCGGGCGCGGCCGACGUGCGCGACGCGUCCCUGCCCGCGCUGGGCCUGCUGCGCGCGCUGCACGCGCUGUCGCGCCACUGGCACACGCUGUACCGCGCCGCCUGCCUGCCCGACCACCGCCCGCUCGUGCCCAACGCAGACUUCAUCAAUUCCAAGCUCGCUGCCAAAGCCAAUCGCCAACUUCAAGAUCCACUCGUUAUCAUGACUGGAAAUCUCCCACCGUGGCUGAAGAAAAUUGCUUACGCGUGCCCGUUCGUGUUGCCGUUCGAGUGCCGGCACCUGCUGUUCUACGUGGUGUCGUUCGACCGCGACCGCGCGCUGCAGCGCCUGCUGGAGGCGGGCGGCGAGCGCGGCGGCGGCGGCGCGGCCGGCGGCGCCGACGAGCGCGUGGCGCCGCGCCUCGACCGGCGCAAGCGGACCGUGCAGCGGCACAACGUGCUGCGCCAGGCCGAGCACGUCAUGCACGAGUUCGCGCACUCCAAGGCGCUGCUCGAGAUACAGUACGAGAACGAGGUCGGCACGGGGCUCGGGCCCACGCUCGAGUUCUACGCGCUCGUCUCGCAGGAGCUGCAGCGCGCCGACUUGGACCUCUGGCACGGCAGCGAGAACUUCAAGCAGAAGCCGACGUCGUUUGGCGGUGAAAUCGUCAAGAGCCAGCCACCCGUCGUGACGGAUCGGUCGGCUGAUGCCGCAGCUCGCCUGGCUUCCUCAGUGCGCGAUGCUCUUAACUUAGAUGAAGAUCGUGCACCAGAGCCAUCGGACCUAGAAAAGGAAACUUCGAUCCCUUCACCUGCGCCCGAUGCAACCUACGUGACGUGGCCUUGUGGUUUAUUCCCGCAGGCGGUCGGUCGUAAUGCAAGGGCGUCACAUGUUUCGAGGAUUAAAGCAAAGUUCCGUUUUCUGGGCAAAUUCAUGGCUAAAGCUGUCAUGGACUCCAGAAUGGUGGAUAUUCCGCUGUCAGUGUCGAUGUAUCGCUGGAUGGUAAACGAAGAGAAGUGGCUGUCACUGAGCGACGUGCGACACGUGGCGCCCGAGCUGUGGCGGUCGCUGUGUCGCCUGCGCCGUGUCGCCGAGCGCGCGCGACAGAUCGCGGCCGACACACGACACACGCCCGACCAGAAAACGCAGCUGAUAAGCGCUCUGGAGCUUGAUGGUUGUCCCAUUGAGGAGCUAGGCCUGGACUUUAUUCUGCCCGGCGACGGCUGCACGGAACUCCGGCGCGGCGGGCGCGACCUGCCAGUCACCGCGCACAACCUACACAACUAUAUUGAUCUCGUUACACAUUGGCUACUCUAUGAAGGUGUUACCAAACAAAUGGAAGCUUUUCGGGAAGGUUUUGAGUCAGUAUUUCCAUUAGCCAACCUUAAGAUAUUUUAUCCUGAAGAAUUGGAACAAGUAUUCUGUGGCAGUCCGUCCGGUGGUCGUGACCAGCGUUGGGAGCCACGCAUGCUCACGGAGUGUAUCCGUCCAGACCACGGGUACAACGCAGAGUCGCGCGCCAUUCGCAUGCUCAUCGACAUACUUGCGUCAUAUAACCGUGAAGAGCAACGUUUGUUUUUACAGUUCGUAACUGGAAGUCCUCGGUUACCUACAGGAGGUUUCAAGGCCCUGAACCCACCACUGACGGUUGUGCGCAAAUCGCUGGAGUCGUCUCUGGAUCCGGACGAGUACUUGCCGUCAGUGAUGACGUGCGUAAACUACUUGAAGCUGCCGGACUACACCAGCGCGGAAGUGAUGCGCGCCAAGCUGCGCCUGGCCGCCUCCGAGGGCCAGCACUCGUUCCACUUGUCGUGA